Molecule: messenger RNA, 1467 nt
Organism: Pyrenophora tritici-repentis Pt-1C-BFP
Lineage: Eukaryota; Fungi; Ascomycota; Dothideomycetes; Pleosporales; Pleosporaceae
Product: Herpes-BLLF1 domain containing protein
Source: RefSeq, a predicted model, not a curated record
AUGUCUGAGAUGUCUGAGAUGCCUGAGUGCAUUCUCUUACCCGCGCUUUCUGCGUCAGUCGCUGAGCUGGAUGCUCGUGCUACAGGCACCUUCUGCUCGCCCUACCACCUGACUGAGCAAAUCCUCAAGCUCAGCAGCUGGUACAUCGAGCUGAGCAAGAAGAAGACCCUGUUCGGAAAGUACACCGUCGACCCCUACACCCCCAGCCUCGAGACUCUCUUCAACCGCCUGCAUGACAAGCAGCUGGCUCCCAGCCUACUUCCAUCUGGAUUCAUCCACGUCGACCGUCUCAACGAACGCAGCGAGCUGCGCGUUGAAGGUGAGGCUGCCGAACGCCCGCUCUACGAGUAUGAGGAUCUGUUCUAUGCACUCAACGCACGCAUGCAAGAGAUGCAUCAGCUGUUGAACCUUCGCCUUCACAGUGGCUUCAACACCAUCACCGACGAGGUCUACGAGGGUGGUCCCAACAUUGUGCUGUUUCACGAGAAGCUCUCAAACCACUGGACUUCGCUCAACAAGUCUAGCUGUGGUAAGGCGCUCGACAACGCGGUUCGCGAGGCGAGGGUCAUGGCACUCCGUCAAGAGCUCGUCUGGCAGAUGGACAACGACCAAAUCACCCGCGCCGACGCCGAAAUCAUGGGAGUCAAGCUCUACUGCCCCGAAGUCUUCGAUAACGUCACCGGUCUCACUUACAUCCUUGACUGGGCCCCUAUCAUGGUCGGUGCGUACCUCGAGGCAAAGUACCGCCGCAUGCUCGACCACGAGCAGCAAGAAGCUGCCAUCGAAGAGCGCCGUAAGCGUCGUGUCGCUAGGAUUAUAAGCAUGCGCCAGGCCCUCAACGCUGGUGUACCCAAUGUCGUCUCUCCUCGUAGCCGCAAGAGCUCUACUCGUCGCAAGAGCGCUACUCGCAACAAGAACUCUACCCGCAGCAAGAGCGCUACUCGUCGCGAGAGCUCUACUAGCCGCGUCUGCCUUGGGCCCCCCAAGACGUUCUACGGAGAGACGUGCUACCCAGACAAGUACCUCGCCAGCCUCCAAACCAUCCCCAGCCCCACCACGUUCAACAUGCAGUAUGCCAAAGACCAGGCUACCAUGCAGAACUCUCCCGAGUGCACUGCUCAGCUCCACGCCGGCAGCCACCACCAAGAGCACUCUGCCGUCAUCUUCGACGUCGAGGCUGAGGAGAAGCUUGAGUACGAGCGUCAGGAGCGUGCUAUCGUUGAGCGCCAGAUCGCAGAGGAGCGUGAGGCACGCGAGGACCUCGAGAUGAUGCUCGCGUGGAAGGCCAAGAUGGAACGUGUACUGGAGUAUAGUGACUAUCUCCGUGCCAACGCUAGUGCCGACGCAAAGUAUGCUGUCCAGAGCACCCGCGUUAGAGCCGUGCAUCCCUCUCUGCUAGGGCAAUACAAUGGCGCUCCCUUCUACAAGCAGGACAUCGACUUCGAGCCCUAUGGUGGCGAGUGGUAA